AUGGACAGCAAUAGUUCAGAUCUUUUUAAUAAAUGUGUUUCACCAUGGUUCGGUGCUAUGUGCCAAUAUAAAUUUGCAGAAGAUCUACCGUCUUCAUUUAGUAGAAUUGUGAUGGACACUUUCAAUCGCUACGCAACAUUUGAAGGCUUUGUCACGAUUCGUUCUUGCUAUCAACUUUUAAACAAUUGCCAAACAGAAUAUUGGUCUCGAUGUCUUGAUUGGCGUGAGAUCUGUGAUGGAAAAACUGAUUGUAUAAAUGGAGAAGAUGAACAAUCGUGCAACCAAUUAGAUAUAACUGAAUGUACUGUUCAUGAAUAUCGAUGUCAUUAUGGUGGUCAAUGUAUUCCGUUGGCAUUCUUCAAAGACAGUAAACUCAGUAUGGAUUGUCUAGAUGGAAGUGAUGAGGAAGACGACAGUGUACGGUAUGGUACAUUGAUCAAUCCACAUUGUUUAUACGUUUACACAUUUCGUUGUGAGGAACGUACUGGGAGAUAUCCUUUGACAUUUCCAUGUGGUUACGGUUCCUAUUUACAAUCAUUCGAUUUGCCUAAUCGGAAGAGUGUUUGUCCAAAUCGACGGGAUCUAGAAUUUUCUAUUUCUAUACUUACGUCGUUCAAUAAUGUAAAUGACAUUAAAUGUCAAGAAGCAUUUUACUGUGCCAUUUAUCCAAGUAUACCAUCAUCUAAAAGUAAGGAUGCAAAAAAGCAUGAAACAUGA
Rotaria sp. Silwood1 is the source of this 717-nucleotide messenger RNA. NCBI's taxonomy places the organism in Eukaryota, Metazoa, Rotifera, Eurotatoria, Philodinida, Philodinidae. The record is from the annotation of a GenBank genome assembly.